UCCUACCUGUUUUUGGUUGGAUGUUCCUUUCUUAUUGGAGCUAGCUACACCAUCUUUACCAGCCUCAUCACUCCUGUUCUGAGUGACCAGUUUGGGUUCAGCAUCAAGUACACAUCGUACUUUUUCGUUGUAGUAUCUACUGCAUACUUUGGAAGCAGUAUUUUACAGUGAGUACACUGGCAGUUCAGUUGUUUUUAUGUUUACUUCUUGUGCAUGUCAGGCUAGGGGCCAAGUUGGCAGGUGUUGGUAACAGGAAUAUACUGGGAUUGAGUCUUGUUCUGGUUCUGGCUGGAUCUCUCCUGUUUGGUGACUGGCAGUCCAUUGGACCUGACCCCUGUACCUCCUUCUCCUCUAAUGCCACUGAGAGAGACUGUGGGGAGAUAUCCUCUGUCUUUGGAUCUGGUAGUGGAGCAGGAGACGAGGCAUUCCCAGUAGGACUCUCUGCUGCCAACACAACAGCCGUCCAGGAGCUGGUGGAAGGUUGCCAGGCUCUCAGUGGGCCCAGUAAUGCCUGUUUCUGGAACCGACACUCUCGAGUCACUGGAGAUUACUGCACUGAGUGUUUGGGGACAUGUCUGAGCACAGAAAGGUCUCAGAACAUCUACCAGCUGAGCUUGGCUGUCAUUAUCCUCUCCAUUGGUGCACCUCUUGGUUUCACCUUUGUCCCUGCCAUUGCAUCAGACAUAACGCCUCUGAAUUCCCAGGGAAUAGUAAUAAGCGUGAUGCUCGGUGUUGGAUUGUUGACAAGAGCAGUCACCCCUUUUUUGUAUAUUCAGAGCUAUGAGGUGACAGGGAGACACACCUACUUUGCCAUGGCUAUUGUGUCUGGGUGUGCAGUACUACUCCUCCUGUCACUGCUGGCUCUCUACAAGAGGCUGGCUCCCAUUCCAAAGACAAAUGCCGUAGCCAUCAGUGUAACGGGAAAACUCGGUUUUGAGGUUGAAUAAUUUUAAUAUGGACUUUCAUGCAGUUUGUAAUUUUGCAGUGAAAUGUUA
Geodia barretti is the source of this 995-nucleotide messenger RNA. The record is from the annotation of a GenBank genome assembly. Lineage: Eukaryota; Metazoa; Porifera; Demospongiae; Tetractinellida; Geodiidae.